UCUCUUGGACUUCAUCAUUGUAAGUCCCGCCCUCUUUUGAAUAAGUAAUUAGGCUACAAACUUCCUUGUUCCGAAGGGUGAAAUUUCCAAUGUCGCAAGCAAGAGGGGUGAAAUUAGGUAGCCUUCUAUUGGCAAGACAACAUGGAAGAAACGUAAAUCCCUGGCUACUGUGCCAACCUUCAUGUUACAUGGGGAGCAAAAGUGCUCUGUCACCAGCCCUCGGCCAUCCAGGCGAUAUUCAGCUACAGGGGAUUUUGGAUGAGUUAAAGAUGCCUUUCUCCCGUGCGGCGAUAGGGAAUUUUUUCCAACAAAUGCCUUCUUUAGGAAACCAGUUCUUAGAGGAUGCUCUGCUCCAAAGUUACCUAAAGAGGCACCUUCCUCCUCAGGUUCUCAGUGAGAUGAGUCAGGACUGUAAACGAUUCGCUCAACGCUUAGUGGAGGAAAUAGAUUCUCUAGGAAGGGACUGUGAGCUGAAUCCACCACGCUUACAGCAGUACGAUGCCUGGGGACGCAGGGUGGAUCAGAUUAUUACCUGCUCAGCUUGGAAGAAAAUGAAAGAACUUUCAGCAGAGGAAGGUCUGGUUGCAGAAGCGUAUGAGAGGAGAUAUUCCAGCUGGAGCCGUCUUAUCCAGGUUGUCAAGCUCUAUCUGUAUUCUCCAUCUGCUGGACUCUUCACCUGCCCCCUAGCUAUGACUGAUGGCGCUGCCAAGGUUAUUGAGUCUCUGGGUGUCCCAGAACCAUUGCAGGAUGCCUAUAAACAUUUGACUUCAAGAAAUCCCAGCAAUUUCUGGACCUCUGGACAGUGGAUGACAGAACGCAGGGGAGGUUCAGAUGUAGCGGGUGGUACAGAAACUAUUGCACACAGACAGGACGAUGGCACAUAUAGGUUACGUGGCUACAAGUGGUUUACAUCUGCCACAGACUCGAACAUGAGCUUGACCUUGGGCAGAGUAGUGGACAACCAUGGUAACACAGUGCUUGGAACUAAAGGACUCUCUCUGUUUUAUCUGGAAGUACGAGAUGCUGAAGGAAAUCUAAAUGGAAUUGAAGUUCAAAGGCUUAAGGAAAAGCUUGGUACUCGGCAAGUACCAACUGCUGAGCUGCUGCUGGAUGGAGUUAAAGCCCUGAAGAUUUCCCCUGAAGGCCGCGGUGUGGCUUCUAUCUCCAGCAUGCUGACUAUAACCCGCAUCUAUAAUACCAUCUUUGCUGUAGCAGGAAUGAGGAGAAUAAUCAAUUUGGCAAGGGAUUAUGCAGCUAAACGAUUUGUCUUUGGGAAACUGAUAAAGGAUCAUCCCCUUCAUAUCCAGACCAUGGCACGAAUGGAGGUUGAGGCUCGUGGAGCUUUUCUUAUCAUGAUGGAGAUUUCUAGGCUUCUGGGACUGGAGGAAACAAACAUGGCAACAGAGCAGGAUCAGCUUCUCCUUCGCCUGUUAAUUCCUGUCACUAAAUUGUAUACUGGCAAGCAGGCCCUUUCAGUUAUAUCGGAGGGUCUGGAAUGCUUUGGUGGACAGGGAUACAUGGAGGACACAGGACUGCCUGUUAUGCUGAGAGAUACUCAGGUUCUGACUAUCUGGGAAGGGACGACAAACAUCUUGUCUUUAGACGUGCUGCGUUCCGUCAUCAAGAGCAAAGGGGAAGUGCUAAGUGCAUUGUUUUCAGUUACCCAGGAAAAACUAGAUGCUGCAUCUUGUGUCCCUAGCUUGUCCCAGGCAGCAAAGCACACACUGAGAGCUUUAAACAAACUUAUGGCCUUCACCCAGCAAGCAGGACAGCGCGGGGGCAACUAUAUGGAGCUUGCUGCACGAGACUUCGCUUAUAGCCUGGCUAAGAUCUAUAUCGGUACUCUUUUACUGGACCAUGCAGCCUGGAAAGGGGCAUCAGCUACAGACAUCUACUGUGCUCAGAGGUGGAGUGACCAGGAUCUCUGCCCUGUGGAUACUGCCAUGGAAUCAGGCUGUUAUGACCCUGAGUCAGUGUCCCUAGACAGACAGCUAGUGUAUGACAAUAGCCCUCUUUUAAAAGGAAAAUUAUAAAAAUUGACCUCGGCAACAGUAAGAUUGACCCAUCAUUUUUAAUUUUGCUCAAAAUGUGCAAUAGAAAAUGAUAGUAGUAUAAUUCAAGAGGAUAAUGUAUCGCCUUCUGGAAUAUAUAAAAGGCUAUUACAAGUAAGAAGUUUGGUGACCAUAGAAUAAUACAAGGCUGCUGGGCAAGGGGCCAUAAUAUCCCAAUUCUUGAAUUACCCCAUUAAUUUCUGAAUGCCGGAUAAAUAUCCAAAAUUGGAUCAAAUCUUAAACUUCAAAUAACUAAGGAUAUAUAGAAAUUACUUUAACUCAAAAAGCCACUUUGUCCCAUUGAUAAGGAAAUAGAUGCAAUCUUAAAUGGUUCCAGUUCUAAUGUAAUGUGCAUCACUCCCACCUGCACCAAGUUGGAACAGCCGUGUUGGAAUCUACAUUCUACAGUGAGGAACACUGAAACAUGAAGGGACUGCAAAGCACCAGUCACAGCACUACCCCCACAGUGCCCACAGCAACAAAGAUAGCAAAUGUAUCAUGCAGGAACACAAGUACAUCACGUGGGUAGUACCAACACAUGCCUCUGAACACUCUUCUUUCUGCACAUAAAUGAGUGCUUUUCAGCUUACUAUGGGCAUUGUUUUGACAGCAGCACAGUUAGUGCUGAUUAUAGUAUGUACUGUUGGAAAAAUGUCAGUAGGGCAGCAAUUUGUACAUCUCUAAGUUUAAAACAGCUUAUUCUGACAUCAGAACAUGCCAUUUAUAAAGAUUUAAUUUACAAGAUGUACAAUGUUUGAUUGUAUAAUACAGUUAAUAAAAGCAGUCAAUUUAUAUUAA
Messenger RNA from Xenopus tropicalis (tropical clawed frog), 2849 nucleotides. The record is from RefSeq and is a predicted model, not a curated record. NCBI's taxonomy places the organism in Eukaryota, Metazoa, Chordata, Amphibia, Anura, Pipidae.